Oppiella nova is the source of this 809-nucleotide messenger RNA. The record is from the annotation of a GenBank genome assembly. NCBI's taxonomy places the organism in Eukaryota, Metazoa, Arthropoda, Arachnida, Sarcoptiformes, Oppiidae.
CUGACAGUUAAUCAUAUGUUUGUUACUUUCAAAAGUGUUUCAAUUGAUUGUAAUUAUGUUCAAUGGUUUAGUUGGUCAUCAAAAUGACAUCAAAUCAAUGCAAACGUUUGCAACAAAUACAGCAUUUGAGUGCAUUUGGCACUGAAUGUCACAAAUCAGUGCAGAGUUUGUUAAGUGAACUGAAUUGGGAUGAAAAGCAAGUCCUGAAUUGUGAGCCAUUGGUGUUGUGUCCGUAUGAUAGCCGUCACCGCAUGUCCUGUCAAUCAAUUGGCAAACACUUAGAAAAGUGUGAAUUAAAGGCAAACGGAUUGACAAAUGAGGAGAUUGAAACACUUCCUCCGAGUUCUGCCUUUUAUUACAGUGAGAGCGCAGACAUCAGUCCCGUUGUGAUCGAUAAACAAAUUGAAGACACAAUUUUGGGCGAACCAAUAGGUGAUGGCUUUCGAGGCAAUCGAUCGCGUAUUGAGUUAUCAUCUGAACAACGAUUAGCUCUUUAUUCACACGUCAUUCAAACGAAUAGAAAAACUAGAGAUGAGUCCACUAUAGACGACAAACAGUCGGAACAGUCGCUGAAGUCUUUGACCAUUGAUUUGUUUAGUGAUGUUCGGGAGAAAUUAGACACAAAUCCUGACAAACAAAAGCAAGAAGUGGUCGACAGACUCGAAAUGAUUGCUAUGAAUAGGGAUAUGAAGAGAAGACAACUCAUUUAUUUUGAGUACUACUACAAGAAGCAGUUCCCGAAGAAGAUUCACCGCUACUUCCGUUCGCUGGAGUCGAGUCUAAAUGAUAAUGAGUCGGGAUUUGAAUGA